GACGAGCCGGACCAGCUCCUGCUCUGCACCGAGAUCACCUUGAGGAGCAGAGCCUGCGCUGUGCCGCUCCUGACACUAGCCCCGGCACUGCGGAGUGCCGCUGCGGAGCGAUUAAUGAUUACCCCUGCUGCCUGGGCUCCCGCUCCUGCCCUGCCCCGACCGGAGCGAGUGCUGGAGGCUGAGAAGCUGGAGGAUGCUGCUGCUGGCCCUCCUGGCGCUGCUGGGCCCCGCCGGCUGCCCCAGGACUGAGCCCCUGAGCGGGUCCAGCCAGGAGCCCCUCUUCCGCGGGGCGGAUCGCUACGACCUCGGCAUCGGUGCGGCAGGUCCUGCGGUGGGCAACCCUCCGUCACCCUGGUCCUGCGACCAGGCGUAUGUGCGGAAGGAGACCCCGUGGGAUGAAGACCGGGUGCCAGCCGAACUCCAGACCCACCACCCCCAGGGGUUUGCCUUGCAUGGGGAAGCGGGCGUUGGGAACUGCGGGGUUCGUUACUGCGGGUUGCGGGUUUGUUCUUUACGUGUAGCUGGCAGCUCGCUGGAGGUUUUUCCUGGCCUCGGCUCGCAGCAACGAAGGUGGCAGCUCCCCACGGACCCGCUGGGUCCCUGCCCUGCACACGAGGGCUCCCGUGGGUUCCUGCCUGUUUCCUGGGUGCCAAGUCUGGCCCAUGAAUGCCCCUUGGGUGUUUCCUGCCUCCAGGUCCAGCGGGCGACGGGGAUUGCCAACAGCAGGAACAUUCUGGUCACGGCGAGCGACCCCAAUGGCUUCCAGCUUGGUGUUUCCCAGCAUGUGCGAGGACAGAUCAACUUCUUCACCAAAGAGACAGGUUUUUACCAGCUCUGCCUGGACAACCAGCAGAAUCACUUUGGCUUCAUGCAGGUCUAUCUCAACUUCGGUGUCUACUACGAUGGCUUCAGCGUGGAAAACAAGCAGCCGGAAGAGAGGAAAGAGCUGAACACCACCCUGGAGGCAAUCGAGGUCAGCAUCCGGAAGCUGCAGCUCCAGAUCUUCCACAUGUGGAGGUUCUACAACUUCGCCCGGAUGCGGAAAGGGGCUGAUGCCUUUCUCCUGGAGUCCAACUACGACUACGUCAACUGGUGGUCAAUGGCUCAGAGCUGUGUCAUCGUCCUCUCCGGGGUCCUGCAGCUCUACUUCUUGAAGCGCCUCUUCAACGUGCAAACCUCCGGCAGGCAGAAGUGCUAGCAGUGCCCAGAAAUGCGGGCAGGACCCCUGCCUGCAGCGCCUGGUAACCGAACUGCCACCCUGCCCCUUCGCAGAGCAGGAGGGAAGGCCGGAUCCUGCCUGGGGGAUGAGGAAGAGCUCUCCCCGCUCCUGCUCUAGCCCUGCCUCGGCUGAAAUCACCCUGACAGAAGAAAAGCACAAUGCGACCACUUGAGCUUUGUGUGCUGGGGUCAGUUUGUUAAGUCCCUGCCUGUCCUUACGGUGUCCCAAUGGGCCUUUUCUACCAGAAACCCAAUAA
Molecule: messenger RNA, 1475 nt
Organism: Egretta garzetta (little egret)
Lineage: Eukaryota; Metazoa; Chordata; Aves; Pelecaniformes; Ardeidae
Gene: TMED6
Product: transmembrane p24 trafficking protein 6
Exons: 5
Coding region: 194-1198 (334 amino acids)
Biological process (GO): intracellular protein transport; Golgi organization; endoplasmic reticulum to Golgi vesicle-mediated transport
Cellular component (GO): Golgi apparatus; COPII-coated ER to Golgi transport vesicle; endoplasmic reticulum-Golgi intermediate compartment
Source: RefSeq, a predicted model, not a curated record